GUGAGAGCUAUGCAAUAGAAGGAAAGAUGGGGAUGAGACUUGGGAGGAGAAAGUAACACUGAGCGUCACUGAUUUCGGCUCGGCUACGCAGCGACGAACUUCCGGGCAUGGCGAUUGAUCGCUGACGAGUCUCCGGCAACGGCAGGGGACAAUAGAGACGAGGUAAACCGGCGGUAUUGUUCCGGUAAUCUUGCACCAGACCUCGAACUGUAGUCCUUGCCGCCGGUGGACGUCGCGGUGGCUCCGUCAUUGCGACUGCAUCAGAUAAAAAAGUAACCGCCGCAAACUGCUUCCGCCUCUGCUUUGUCAUCUGAUACUGCGCUUUGUGGCUACAAAAAGGAGGAAGUUUUUUUUUUGGUAAAAAGGAGGAGAGGAAGCUUUAUCGUUAGGAUGAUGUGAAAACGGUUGCAUCUCGUUUCUUCUUCUUCUUCUUUGAUCUUCGCCGACGGCGAUGAGCCGAUCAAAUGGUGUCGUGUUGAUGCUUAGGCAUGUGCAUCGAUGGUGUUGUCGUCUUCGUCUGCUUCCACCGGAGGUAUCAAAAUGCUUAUGGGCAAAAACUUGCUUCGUUUCCUUUUCUUCUUCUUCUUCUUCAAGGAUGGGGUUUUUAGCGACGAACAGGGAGAUAACCCAUAUGAUAAGAUCAGGAAAUAUCUGCAGAGCGAGAGAAAUCUUCAACGAAAUGGAGGAGAGGAACACAGUGACAUGGAAUACAAUGAUAAGUGGAUAUGUGAAACGAAGAGAAAUGGCUCAGGCACGGAGGCUGUUCGACGAAAUGCCUGAAAGAGAUGUCGUCUCAUGGAACACGAUGAUUUCGGGUUAUGUAUCAUGCAGUGGGGCUAGAUUUCUCGAGGAAGCAAGAAGCUUGUUCGAUGCAAUGCCUGUCCGAGAUUGCAUUUCUUGGAACACGAUGAUCAGUGGGUAUGCAAAGCAUGGGAGGAUGGAAGAAGCCGUGUGGCUGUUCAACAAGAUGCCCGAACGAAAUGCUGUGUCGUGGAACGCCAUGAUCACCGGGUUCUGCCAGAACGGUAACGUGGGUCAUGCCAUCGAGUUUUUCGAGAGAUUGCCCGAAAGGAACUCGGCUUCUCUUUGCGCACUCGUGUCAGGUCUUAUUCAGAACGAGAAAUUGGACGAAGCAGCGAGGAUUUUGGCCGAGUAUGGGAGAAAAGACGCUGAAAUGGAAGAUUUGGUGUAUGCUUAUAAUACUUUGAUCUCAGGGUAUGGACAGAAGGGGAAUGCAGAAGCAGCUCGACGGAUCUUUGAUCAGAUACCUGACGAUCUCCGUCUUGAUCGUGUAGGACAAAUCAAGGGGAAGUUUCGAAGGAAUCUCGUGUCAUGGAACUCGAUGAUUAUGUCAUACGUGAAGGCAGGCGACGUGGUUUCUGCACGAGAGCUGUUCGAUCAGAUGACAGAACGGGAUAUCAUUUCUUGGAACACAAUGAUCGAUGGUUAUGUUCGGGCAUCCAAGAUGAAAGAAGCUCUUGAUCUGUUCUACGAAAUGCCAAAACACGAUACAUUCUCGUGGAACACGAUUGUCUCGGGCUAUGCUAAUGUUGGCAAUCUAGAUCUCUCCCGUCACUACUUCGACAGAACGCCUCAGAAAAGCAUCGUCUCGUGGAAUUCGAUCAUUGCAGCCUAUCAGAAAAACGAAGAUUACAAAGGAGCUGCCGAGAUGUUCAUCUGGAUGAAAUCAGAAGGGGAAAAACCUGAUCGCCAUACUCUAUCCUCCCUUCUCAGCAUAUCAACCGGGCUAGUGAAUCCACAGCUAGGAAUGCAGAUUCACCAAGUCAUCAUCAAGACUGUAAUCCCGGACAUGCCGAUAACCAAUGCCCUUAUCACAAUGUAUUCAGCCUGCGGUGCCAUAAACGAUGCGAGGAGAAUCUUUAAUGAGACGAAACCCAGAAGAGAAGUCAUCACCUGGAAUGCGAUGAUCAGAGGAUACGCCUCUCAUGGAUACGCCGAGGAAGCCCUGACCAUGUUCCGGACGAUGAAGAACUGCAAGAUACAGCCCACUUACAUCACAUUCAUCUCGGUUCUGAGUGCUUGUGUACACGCAGGACUGGUCGAAGAAGCUAAAACACAGUUCAAAUCAAUGGUGGGUGAAUUCAACAUAGAACCGAGGAUUGAGCAUUACGCAGCUCUGGUGGACGUGAUAAGUCGGGAUGGGCAAGUGGAGGAAGCCAUGGAAGUGAUAAGGACCAUGCAUUUGGCGCCAGACAGAGCGGUCUGGGGGGCUUUGUUGGGAGGUUGCAGAGUGCAUAACAAUGUCGGGCUGGCUCGUGUUGCGGCCGAGGAGCUGAUGAGGCUCGAACCAGAGAGCUCGACGCCGUACGUGUUGCUUUACAAUAUGUAUGCGGACAUGGGAAUGUGGGAUGAAGCUUCUGCUGUUAGGAAAGUGAUGGAGAGUCGGAAUAUCGUUAAGGCAAGGGGAUCGAGUUGGACGGAAUCCUCACUUACUGGACGCUGAUUCUCCGUCUCUUGCUGAUGUUUAAUGAAUAAAAAAAAAGUUUUUUAUAUAGAGAUUACCGAAUUGCCCCUU
Molecule: messenger RNA, 2536 nt
Organism: Tarenaya hassleriana
Lineage: Eukaryota; Viridiplantae; Streptophyta; Magnoliopsida; Brassicales; Cleomaceae
Product: pentatricopeptide repeat-containing protein At1g62260, mitochondrial
Exons: 1
Coding region: 452-2464 (670 amino acids)
Molecular function (GO): protein binding
Source: RefSeq, a predicted model, not a curated record